Molecule: messenger RNA, 730 nt
Organism: Ixodes scapularis (black-legged tick)
Lineage: Eukaryota; Metazoa; Arthropoda; Arachnida; Ixodida; Ixodidae
Exons: 7
Coding region: 173-730 (185 amino acids)
Source: RefSeq, a predicted model, not a curated record
CGGUCGUGGUCCGGACCGUGGCUUCGGCUUUCGAGCUCCGCCGCGAGUCGUCUUGACUCUGUUUUGACAGACGCGGUCGGAGCACGGACGCGUGGACGUUCCGGGAGACGAGCACUGACAUGAGAGCGGGCUGUCAACAUUGCGGAGCGGAACGAACAACGCAUGCUUUGAGAUGAAACGGAAAGCCAAACUGAAAAAGAUGCUUUUCAGACUUUUACCAGGGACGUACAAGUUCAGAACAACGAGGUACCUUGUCGUCUUGCUUUCCGCCUUUGCUCUUUUCUCCGUCUACUUGAGUAACCACCUCGCAUCGCUUCUGAAGAGUGUCAGAUACGAGACGAAUCGGCAGGUCGGAACAAGGCAAGCAUCAUUGUACACCAACAUGUCGAGUACGAUUCCAAACGGUGUCGGUGUCGACCAGGAAUUUUUGAAGACCAGUCGAGUUUUGCUAGACGUUCUCCUUGGAAUUGAGGAGGAUCAGCUGUCGAGGUCGAGGUUCGACACGGUAGUGAUAUCAGGAAACGAUUCAGAUGUGCGAUUGCUUUUCAAGAAAACGCUCGAAGCGCAAGGGUACAAGGUUAUCCAAACCUCUUCAACUAACGCACUUGCCACGGUCAACUGCGACAGCGACGUCUUGUGGAUCUGCUUGGGAAAUUGCAUUGAUCAGCAUAAAAGUCGGCAAUGCAACGUCAGGUAUCAUAAAAUGCUCUUCAGUCUGCGUGAUGCGUAA